This is a messenger RNA of Botrytis byssoidea, 2445 nucleotides long. RefSeq lists its product as uncharacterized. Lineage: Eukaryota; Fungi; Ascomycota; Leotiomycetes; Helotiales; Sclerotiniaceae. The transcript has 5 exons. Bases 1 to 2445 code for a protein of 814 amino acids. The record is from RefSeq and is a predicted model, not a curated record.
AUGGGUCAAGCAUCUUCCUCUUCUUCUGCCUCUCCUAUUUCCCCUGGAACUACGACGCUUCCUAGAGAUUAUCGUGGAAAUUCACGUGAGAAUGAGCAUGAGAGAUUUAUCAGUACGGAGACGACACAGUUGUUGACACCGGACCCGGAGGAGGAUAUCGAGGGAGAUGCGGAUGUGAGGAGUGGAGAUGGACAUAGGAGUAUGGUUAUAGGGAGACAUGAUGGCCAUGCGUGUUAUCACCCUCAUGCCAUUGGAGAUAUAUGUUAUCCCCAAGAUGAAUUUGGGGAUUUGCCGGUUUAUAAGACGAUUCAUCGGAUAAGGAGAGAUAUCAUCUCGGCGAUUGAUGAUCCAUAUAGUCUGGAACAAUUGAGGGAUCCGAGAUUGAAUGUAUCGGUUGUGAGGCCAUUGGUAGAUAAGCUGUAUGAUUUGGAUGAUUUGUCGGUUGUCUAUUGUCUUCUCGUCAACAAAACACAGUUCCAACGUGAACAAUUGGCUCUACCUCAUCAACAGAGCAUUUGCACCACACGUGCCCAUCUAUGUGAAAUAGUCGCCAAUCGAGUUCUGCGUCGUUUCCACGAGGAUCAUACCGGCUCGGAAGGGUUACUUCUUCUGUCUCGCAUUCUCGUAGGAGGUUUCGAUCCAUUUCAAGGUGCUCCAAACAAUGUCAUCCAAGAAAGCAGCAACUUUGGUUGGGCUGCGAAGUCCCGUACAGGCGCCAAUCGAAGAUUACCAGCCUUAGAAAUUGCCAUUAUUUCUCAAAGUAAAGCCUUCCUCAGUUCGUCGGCUUGCCAAAAAGUAAUCAGCGCAAUAUACGAGGGUCGGAUCAUAUAUACCCCCACGGCGUUCAUGGAUAUUCUACCUGAUCACUACAAGAAUAAGCCAAUUUCGUUGUACAAUCCAAGAGAGGCGCCAUUGUUUAACCAAUAUAGACUUAUAGUUCCUCGUACAAGGAAUUAUUUGGAAGUUUGCCACUUUCUGCUACUGUUGGUUUUCUAUCUGUAUGUCAUGGCAGAUCGUGAUCCAUCUACAUUUGGUGGGAUUGAAUUAUUAUUCAUUGUUUAUACAUCAGGUUGGUCUUUAGAUCAGUUUUGCUCUAUACUUGAACACGGAUGGCACGUAUACACCCAGAAUCUGUGGUCCUUCCUCGAUGUUACUUUCGCCGCGAUCUUUGGAAUUUAUCUCGCGCUUCGCUUCAAAGGCUGGCACACUGAUAACGUUGGCACUGGCCAACAAGCAUUAGAUGUCCUCGCCUUGGGAGCUCCUGUCCUUGUUCCACGUCUAGCGUUCAAUCUUAUGUCCGAAAACAUGCUUUUCAUUUCUCUUCGGGCUAUGAUGCGCGAUUUCACUGUACUCACGGUUCUUGCUGUGUGGUGCUUUGCUGGAUUUCUGCUCUCUAUGAUUUGGCUUGGAAAUGGUAUCCAUGAGCCAAUAACCGUUUCUAAAUGGAUGCUCUGGAUAUGGUUUGGACUCGACGGUACAGGCAUCACAACAUCUGCUCAAUUCCAUUGGCUCCUCGGUCCAAUCCUCAUGGUCACUUUCGCAUUCCUAGGCAACACCCUCUUCCUUACCAUCCUCGUCUCCAUGCUUUCAACAACCUUCUCAACCAUCGUUUCAAAUGCUACCGCAGAGAUCCAAUUCCGUCGCGCCGUCCUUACUCUCGAAGGUGUCAAAUCAGACUCCCUGUUCGCCUAUUUCCCCCCCUUCAAUAUUCUUGCCCUCUUUGUCCUCAUGCCUCUAAAAUUCGUUUUAACACCCCGUUGGUUCCACAAGAUUAACGUAGCAGCCGUGCGUUUUCUCAAUGCUCCCCUUCUGCUCCUCAUCGGCUAUCUCGAACGACGUCAGUUGUGGGCCGGUCCCCGUCGUCAAAAGGAAGCAGAACAACUACCCCGUCUUCCACAUCGUCCUCGACUUUGGGAUUUUUCCAGAGGCUUUAGCGUUCAUGGUGACUUGCAAGCAGUGUUUGAUGCGGAACCUCCGAGUGAUAUUGCAAGUGAAAUUGGAAUAGAAUCUGACAACGAUAUCCGACGCGAUCGGAAUGUUUUCGAAAAUGACUUUGCCCGAGAAUUUAAUGUGUCGACAAAAUCAAAAUCAAAAUCUGGACAAAAACCAGUUAAUCCGAGAGAACACAUGAAGAGAAGAGAUACGGCUAAUAGCGCUAAGAGAAUUAGAAGAGAUUCGGUAGCUCCAUUCGCGGGAAUGACUGUACCGAAACAUUUAAGAGAUUUGUUGAAUGAGGGGAGUAGCGAUGAAGGAGGCGAGGAUAUCAAAGGAAGGUUAGAGAAACUUGAGCAGUGUAUGGGGAGGGUAGAAGGAUUGUUAGGGAGAUUGUGUAGGGAUUUGGAUGGGAAGAGUGAAGAGGGUGGGGGUGAAGAUGGUGAUGUGGGAGGAGAUGGAACAUUGAGUGAUUUAGAUACGAAUGUGGCGGUAGAAUUUUCAGAUGACUAG